AUGGAUCUUCUUUUGAUUUUACCUGGCUUUAUAACGAAACCUUUCGCACAUAUUCUUCCUCCACUUGAACGAGCUAAAGUCACCACAGUCGACGUGAUUACCCUUGACUCUCUCGAGAUUGCGAAACGUGCCCGCGUCCCCCCCGCAGAUGUUCGUCGGCUCUCCUCCUGUAUUGUCGAGGCAUUGCACACCGAUGUCGGCUUCGAAAAGCCGCAGACAAAUACAGAGGCCAUUGAUGGGCCCAGCUCUAGUAUAACCCCUGAUGUGGCAAGCAGGACAUUCAGCUUGGCGAAGCGCACGUCGCAAUGGAACACUAUAAGCACUCUUGACCCCGCGAUGGAUGCGCUGCUAGGAGGUGGAAUUCCGACCGGUUAUGUCACAGAAGUUACAGGCGAGAGUGGAAGCGGCAAGACCCAGUUCCUUCUAAGCCUCUGUCUAGCCGUCCAGCUACCCAAACCACAGGGGCUACAACGGCGUGCCAUGUACAUAUCGACGGAACACCCAUUAUCUACGCCACGACUCUCACAGCUCCUAGAAUGCCAUCCUGUCCUCUCAACACUCCCCGCUGAGCAAGCACCCUCGCUGGAGGAUAUCCUGACCAUCAACGCCAUGGAUCUGGAGACGCAAGAUCACAUCCUGAACUUCCAUGUGCCUGUCGCGGUCGAACGCUAUAACAUCGGCCUGGUCAUCAUCGAUUCAAUAACAUCCAAUUACCGCGCUGAACACGCAUCGCACAGCCUCCAAGCCCUCGCUAAGCGAUCAUCCCAGCUCGCAAAACUGGGCCAUCUACUACGCAACCUCGCCGUAAAGGAGGACGUCGCUAUCGUGCUCGCGAACCAAGUCUCCGACCGUUUCGAAUCUAUACAAAACAGCGAGCCAGCCCCACGGACAGGGAUUCUGUCCAUGUCGAGUCAAACAGUAGAUCAUGGAUCUGGCCCUGUCUCCCCCUUCCCAAAAUCUCGAACUGAACAGUUGGCUACUAGAAAUAGCCAGCAGCCACCAUCUUCUUCUCCUGCUAUCUCCUCAUCUCCAUACCACGCACCAAGCGAUAAAUACUUCGACGGCUCGUAUCUGGUCGCCCCUCGAGUACGCAAUAGUAUGUUGAACGUGGCUCACCAGGAGCGCUUCUACUCUGGCUGGGGAGAUGGCGCGUACCCGGAGAGGGGGUCUCUGAAGAACCCGGCGCUGGGAUUCGUCUGGUCAACGCAGAUCGCAUGCCGAAUCGCGCUGAAAAAGGAAGAAUCACAUGCUGUAGGUGUCUCAAUGGUGGAGCAUGCAUAUCCGGCAUCCACGCAGGAAUCUUAUCCGUUCCACAGUGCAGGCAAUGCAGACGCCUAUCGGGAUCCGGAAUCAAUAGCAAUGCCUGCCCCUUACCUCAAAACCCGAGUGUCUGACUCGCAGAACUACCGGCCCGCUCCGGGGUCGAAAUCCCCCACCCGGAGGACCAUGAAACUUGUGUUCGCGCCGUGGACGGCGGGCCCGAAGGAUACACCCAGAAAGGGCUACUCCAGUAGAAGAAGUGGCGAGAUAGAGUUUGAGAUCUGGAAGGGUGGCUUGAGAAGUACGACUCCUGGUGAACGAUCUGUCUGA
Molecule: messenger RNA, 1590 nt
Organism: Penicillium digitatum Pd1
Lineage: Eukaryota; Fungi; Ascomycota; Eurotiomycetes; Eurotiales; Aspergillaceae
Product: putative DNA repair protein (Rad57)
Biological process (GO): DNA recombinase assembly; reciprocal meiotic recombination; DNA strand invasion
Cellular component (GO): condensed nuclear chromosome
Molecular function (GO): double-stranded DNA binding; DNA strand exchange activity; ATP hydrolysis activity
Source: RefSeq, a predicted model, not a curated record